AUGACAGCUAGCUCCAUGCGCGAGCGCGAGCAGACUGCCAGAAACACGGAAAACCUUCUUUUAACCAGGAACUGAGCGCCUUUUUUUGAGCCUUUGCACCCUAAUUUCUUCCUAUUAACCACCGACAUGUCCACACCGAAGAAGGGAGACUUGUCUCCGAGCGAGGAGGAGUUGUUUGUGGUUAUCACUGCGGGAAACGUCCAAGAGGCCUCGAGGCUGCUGGGCUGCAAGGAUGUUCGAGUCAACUGCGUGGACGAGUACGGCAUGACUCCUCUCAUGCACGCCGCUUACAAAGGAAAGGCCGACAUGUGCAAGCUGCUGCUGCUGCAACACGGAGCGGACGUGAACUGCAACCAGCACGAGCACGGAUACACGGCGCUGAUGUUCGCCGGCCUGUCAGGUAAGACCGACAUCACGUGGAUGAUGUUGGACGCCGGGGCGGAAACGGACGUGGUCAACUCCGUGGGAAGGACCGCCGCGCAGAUGGCCGCCUUCGUCGGGCAACACGACUGCGUCACGGUCAUCAACAACUUCUUCUCCCGGGCCCGAGUGGAUUACUACACCAAGCGCCAGGGUUUAGAGAAGGAGCCCAAGCUGCCCUCCAAACUGGCCGGGCCCCUACACAAGGUCAUCAUGAGCACCAACCUGAACCCCGUCAAGAUGGUGAUGCUGGUGAAGGAGAACCCGCUGGUGGCCGAGGUGGAGGCCCUGGAGAAAUGCCGCCGCGUGAUGGAGCUCAUCUGCGAGAAGUGCAUGAAGCAGCAGGACAUGAACGAGGUGCUGGCCAUGAAGAUGCACUACAUCAGCUGCGUGCUGGGGAAGUGCGCCUCCUUCCUCAAGGACCGCGAGGACAAGCUGGACGGCCUCGUCAAGAGCUUGCUGAAGGGGCGGGACCGAGACGGCUUCCCCGUGUACCAAGAGAAGUUUGUCAGAGAGUGCAUCCGCAAGUUCCCGUACGCCGACGCCACCCUGCUGCAGCAGCUGGUGCGGAGCAUCGCCCCCGUGGAGAUCGGUCACGACCCCACGGCGCUGUCGGUGCUGACCCAGGCCAUCACGGGUCAGGUCGGCUUCAUGGACGCAGAGUUCUGCACCUCGUGCGGCGAGAAGGGAGCCGAGAAGAGAUGCUCCCUCUGCAAAACGGUGAUCUACUGCGACCAGGCCUGUCAGAAGAUGCACUGGUUCACCCACAAGAAGGUCUGCAAGACGCUCCAAGAGCAGCGGGAGCAGCAGGAGGCGGAGGCGGCCGAGACGAGGCUGCAGCAGAGCAGAGAGGAGAGUGAAGCCGUGAAGGAGGCCGCCGGCUCCAUGCAGGAGCUCUCGCUGGAGGCCAAAGGUGACGCCCCCCCCUCGGACUCCUCGGAGCCCUCUUCCAUCCCGGCUGCGGACGACUGAGCGAGUCCGUCUGACGCAUGCAGCGCCGGACGGAGGGCGCUAACCGAGACCCCGAAAGCCGGAUGAAGACGGACCAGCCGGAGACCAGAACCCAUAUUUAUUAUCCACGUCGAAGCCCGGGAGGUUCGUGGCCACGGCGGGCGGGCGGACAUUUUUUUUCUUCUUUUUCUUCUUUCUCAAAAAAUAUAUAUAUAUGUAAACAAAUCUUUCAGACGAUUUAAAUCGUAUGUGAAUGUGAACAUGGAUUUGUUUGUGGUAGCGGGCUGUGUGUGUGUGUGUGUUGGGGGUUCAAAGAGCUCGUGGUUCACAUCGAUGAUGGAACGAUAUUUUUGCCUUAAGACUCCCUAGCAACCCGAGCAGGAAAGUCGUGACUUUGUAGCCGGUGGUUUGUUUGCUACGCACUUGAUUUGUAAUUUUUUUUUGUUGAUCUUUUUUGUACCGAUAACUUCACAGCAGAUCGCGAGCGGAGAUGGCAGGGCCGCACAAUAUUGACCAAAAGAAUUAUAUUUUUAAAAAUAAAAACAUGAUUUUAAAUCACCGCGUUUCCUAAAAGAGGGCACCAAUGUUUCCGAAAUGAACCAAAAGGAAAAGUGUUUUUUAUUGUUGUUUUCCCCCCCCUCAUGCAGCGUCGUUGUUUACAGCACAACAACAACAACAUUGUAGUCGCGUGGCUUCGCCGGUCUGUCAUGUUAUCGUGCGGCCUGAAUGGACCGAGAGGUUUCAGGCAAAUCGACGGAUCCCACGAGGCUUUUAUUUAGUCCUGAACGCCGAUGAUCUCCACAAUGUCCAAACAACUUGAGCUCAAUUACAAAUAAAUAAAGACCAACGUCAUCAAAGUAA
Messenger RNA from Pseudoliparis swirei, 2232 nucleotides. It is a transcript of the gene ankmy2a, whose product is annotated as ankyrin repeat and MYND domain containing 2a. The coding region runs from base 127 to 1392 and encodes 421 amino acids. The transcript has 10 exons. NCBI's taxonomy places the organism in Eukaryota, Metazoa, Chordata, Actinopteri, Perciformes, Liparidae. The record is from RefSeq and is a predicted model, not a curated record. Gene Ontology annotation, molecular function: protein binding.